CUUUUAAUAAUAACGUCCGACUGGAAACACGCUUCAAACGGGAACUAUUGUUCCACUGGGAGCUGCAAGAAACGUAACACUGAAACAUUGCGGAGUUGUCACUUUUUAAAGUAAAAGAAAAAUUGAAACACAUAAUAAGAUGUCUGCAGAGGCUGUCACCCUGGAUCUGCUGAGAGAAGCCAGGGAGACGGUGAGAGGCAGCCCACUGGGUGUCAUCAACACUCCCAUGAUCCCCUGGGGCCAGACAACCCUGCCUCUGGACAUCCACUGCAACAUCCACAUCAAACUGGAGAACAUGCAGAGAACCGGCUCGUUCAAGAUCCGUGGAGUGGCCAAUCAGUUUGCCAGGAGAGAGAAGGGUGGUCAUUUUGUCACCAUGUCUGCUGGGAACUAUGGGAAGUCUUUUUCGUACGCCUCAAAACACUACGGGUCAAAGGGCAAGGUGGUGAUGCCUGAAACAGCCCCUGCGUCCAGAUCCAUCCUCAUACAGAGCUUUGGGGUGGAGGUAGAACGAGUUCCCACUUCCUGUAUGAUGGAUGUGGUGACCCGCUGUGUUCAGGAGGACAACAUGACCUUCCUGCACUAGCAGGACAUGCUAGGUACACUCAAAGGCCAUCAUCUAGGUAUGGAGGUGCUGGAGGUGAUGCCCCAGCCUGAUGUGGUGGUGGUGUGCUGUGGUGGGGGGGGGCUACUGGCCGGUGUGGCCGCCGCUAUCAAACUGUCAGGAUGUGAUAAGACCAGAAUCUAUGGUGUGGAACCAGAAGGAGGUAAAACUGCUUACAAAAGCUUCAUUGAGAAGAAGCCAGUGGGCAUGGACACCAAGAGCAUCGCUUCAGGACUUGCACCCCCAUUUGCAGGCAAACUGCCCUUCGAGCUAUGUCAGCGCUACGUGGAGGGGAUUGUCCUUAUAAACGAUGAGGAGAUCAAGGCGGCGGUCUCCACCCUGUACAGCUCCGGCCUCGUGGUGGAGGCGUCCGGCUGCGCUGCUUUCGCUGCCAUCGUUAACAACAAGAUACCCGGGCUGGAGGGGAAGAACGUGGUGUGCAUCCUCAGUGGAGGGAACAUCGGGAAAGACGAGCUCGCCAACUUCCCAGGAUGACAAAUGUACACAAGCAUGAUGUGACUUUUCUUAGUGAAACACACUGAGAAAAAAACAACUAUUCAGGGCUUCUGAUUUGGAAAUACUUAAUAAUAUUAGGGCCAUUUUGUCUGUAAAUAUAAUUAUUCUAACUAUAUGAUGCAGUGGGAUUUUACUUGUCUGAAAUCAUGAUGAAAUAUGUUAUCUUUGUACCAUAACCUUUAUUUUGUACACAUUUUCUAUAAGCUUUUACAAUUUGCAUUGUAGGUGCCGCAUUAUUAAGAAGAAUAACAAAAGUUCAAUGUAAUUUUGUUUUUUCCAGAGUGUGCAAUCACUUUUAAUAAACAUCUCUUUCUCAAUUAA
Molecule: messenger RNA, 1441 nt
Organism: Gymnodraco acuticeps
Lineage: Eukaryota; Metazoa; Chordata; Actinopteri; Perciformes; Bathydraconidae
Gene: srr
Product: serine racemase
Biological process (GO): L-serine catabolic process; L-threonine catabolic process
Molecular function (GO): pyridoxal phosphate binding; L-serine ammonia-lyase activity; threonine deaminase activity
Source: RefSeq, a predicted model, not a curated record